AAUGUUGGAUUCAAGCCUUGUCAUUGUUUGGCAGAGCACUUGUUGGAGUUGGUAAGAUUCAAAAUGAAAUUCAAAAUACCAAUUCUGGUUGUGAUGCUUGCUGUAGCUUUUGUUCAAGAAGGAAGUAGUUAUAAAAUUACCACAGCAAGACUUCUUUCGCAACUGAGACCAUUCUACAAUCUGGGAGUCAGAAUUAGGACCGAGUCGACAAAGCUUCAAGCCUUGUACUGGAAACUUUGGAGUGAAAUCAAAUCCAACAAAGUUUCCGUUCAUGCAUACGGAGAUGAGGGCAAAUUACUGCAACGUCUGCUUGACGACAUCAUGGAUCUAAACAACGAAAUCGAUAUGGAGACAAAAGAACGUUAAAAAUGAAUUUCACAACUUCAGGGGAGACAUUAUUCAAGAAAUCAUGUUUUCAUUUAAUUUGAAACUUUUUAAGAAGU
Molecule: messenger RNA, 443 nt
Organism: Styela clava
Lineage: Eukaryota; Metazoa; Chordata; Ascidiacea; Stolidobranchia; Styelidae
Source: RefSeq, a predicted model, not a curated record